AGAUCUAGAAGAAGCUUCCCGAGCAAAAGGCUUGCAGGCCAGCCAUGAUCCUCCGCGUAGGGCUGUGUCCUGGCCUCACCGCUGAGAUGGUCCAGCUUCUGAAGACCAGUGGCAUCAACACUGUGGUGGAUCUUGUCUCGUCAGAUCUGGAGGAAGUUGCUCAGAAGUGUUCCUUGUCUUACAAGGCUUUGGUUGCAAUAAGACGUGUCUUGCUCGCUCACUUUGCCUCCUUCCCGGUCAACGGAGCAGAUCUCUACGAAGAGCUCAAGAACGCCACGGCCAUCUUGUCUACCGGGAGCAAAAGCUUGGACAAGAUCCUAGACUCUGGCUUGUACACUGGGGAGGUGACGGAGUUUAUGGGGACAGCUGGUGCUGGCAAGACUCAGGUGUGCCUCAGCAUAGCAGUGAAUGUGUCCCAUAACCUCAAGCAGAAUGUCUUGUACAUCGACUCCAUGGGGGGCUUCACAGCCUCGCGCUUGCUACAGCUGCUUCAGGACAGGACUGAGAAUGAGGAGGAGCAGGUGGAGGCAUUGCAGAGGGUGCAGAUCGUCCGCGUGUUCGAUGCCUACAAAAUGCUGGAUGCAUUGCAGGACUUUCGGAGCAGCAUGGCGCACCAGGUCAUGAGUGCAUCAGGGCCGGUGAAAGUUUUGGUGAUUGAUUCUGUCUCUGCUGUCAUUUACCCUCUCUUGGGAACCCAGCAGCCUGACGCCUGUUGGGAUUCGGGCAGAUCUGGAUCUGGGGAACUGGGAACCGAAGGAAGGCAGUUCGAUGAGGACUGGAGAGGAGGAACCAUGAUGGAAGAUGCUAACGAGUGUGCCUGCCUGUUGAGCAGCCGGCUGUCUUGCAAGAUGCAGAGCCCGUAUGUGGAGAGCGCCGUUGGGUCUUCUGGGCUUCAAAAGGAGAGGACAGUGUCCUGUUUUCCUGAGUAUUGACAUUCCCUGGAUUUAAUCGAGGAGGAGCUUUCGGCUGGUUAAAGUUACAUGGCGAUGGUUCCACGCAACUGUCACUUAAUUUGGACUAAUGUGCAGUUCGACAGAGUAAUACUGCUACUAAUAAAAAAAGGAUGGACAAAAAAAGAGACUCCAUGUUCUUAUUCCUCAUUUUGCCACCCCAUUCUGAAAUCCUGAUUAAACACAUACGCAACCACAGUUAAGGUGUUCAAGGUGUGUGCGCGUGGGACUCAAAAGCCAAAGCGGAUCAAUAAUGCACACACACAGCAGCGUGAGACUCUUCUGAAUUUUUAGUGGCGACAUUCUCCACUGAGGAGGGCAAAGGGAUAUUAUUUGGAUUAUUUUAAUUUUAUCCUUUGGGCCUUCCCCUCACGGCUGUAUUCGAACUGUGGCCUCUUCGUCGCUUGUGUUCUGGGCGGCUUUUUUUUCAGCUGAAUUGCGACCUCCGCUCCGCUUGGCGGC
Molecule: messenger RNA, 1412 nt
Organism: Rhineura floridana
Lineage: Eukaryota; Metazoa; Chordata; Lepidosauria; Squamata; Rhineuridae
Gene: RAD51D
Product: RAD51 paralog D
Exons: 9
Coding region: 45-932 (295 amino acids)
Biological process (GO): DNA strand invasion; telomere maintenance; reciprocal meiotic recombination
Cellular component (GO): Rad51B-Rad51C-Rad51D-XRCC2 complex; replication fork; centrosome
Molecular function (GO): ATP binding; four-way junction DNA binding; ATP-dependent DNA damage sensor activity
Source: RefSeq, a predicted model, not a curated record